AUGGCAGCUGGGGCAGGGAUGCUUGAGCUGCCCUUCACCUGCGACGAGCAGCUCACGCGGCGCAUGCGGCUGCGGUUCCAGAGCCUGCAGCAAAGAAACAUGAGGGGCCAGGAUGGGGAGAGGCUGCUGCGCCCCAAUGAGCACAUCUACCGAGUGGAUUUCAUCCAGCAGCACCAGCUGUGCUUCCUCCACUGGAACGUGCAGCUGGAGAGACCUGGCAAGGUCACGGUGACGGGCACCUCCCAGCUCUGGACUCCUGACCUCACCCACCUGAUGAACCGGCAGCUGCUGGAGCCGGUGGGCAUCUUCUGGAAGAAGCCAGGGGCCGAAGAGGUGGAGUGCAAUGAGGCAGAUGCCCAGGAGUUUGGGGAGAGGAUAGCAGAACUAGCCCAGAUCCGCAAGGUGAUGUAUUUUCUCCUCACUUUCACUGGAGGCCUCGAACCAGCUCAGCUGAAAGGCUCUAUUGUUUUUAAAGCCUGAU
Messenger RNA from Camarhynchus parvulus, 481 nucleotides. It is a transcript of the gene OMP, whose product is annotated as olfactory marker protein. The transcript has a single exon. NCBI's taxonomy places the organism in Eukaryota, Metazoa, Chordata, Aves, Passeriformes, Thraupidae. The record is from RefSeq and is a predicted model, not a curated record. Gene Ontology annotation, biological process: signal transduction; sensory perception of smell. Bases 1 to 480 code for a protein of 159 amino acids. Gene Ontology annotation, cellular component: nucleus; neuronal cell body; axon.